Molecule: messenger RNA, 2423 nt
Organism: Sciurus carolinensis (gray squirrel)
Lineage: Eukaryota; Metazoa; Chordata; Mammalia; Rodentia; Sciuridae
Gene: D2hgdh
Product: D-2-hydroxyglutarate dehydrogenase
Cellular component (GO): mitochondrion
Molecular function (GO): FAD binding; catalytic activity
Source: RefSeq, a predicted model, not a curated record
AUGGAAGGCUGUGUUGCGCGCAGUCCCCACUGGGGCCUGAGGCCGCCGGGAGGCGAGGGGCGGGGCCUGUCCUGUAGCGCCGGCGCUGGGUCUCCGGGUCCACGCGGUGGUCUGCCCUCAGCCCUGGCAGGACAGAAGCCAUGGAGCUGUGUCGUGUGUCCAGAUGGUCUUUGUGGCUCCUCCAGGCCUGUGCUCCCAGAGCCUCGGUGGGACAGAGGAGGGUGGCUGGGAUGCCCUGGGGGAACGUCUGGCCCCCUGGCCUGCAGAGGCUUCUCCUCAGUGGCCUCCCGCACCCCUGAAGUGACUCUGACCCAGGAGCGCUAUCCUGUGCAGCGGCUGCCAUUCUCUGUGGUGUCUGAGGAGGACCUGGUGGCCUUCGAGCACAUUGUCCCUGGCAGGGUUGUCACAGACCCAGAAGCCACUGGAGGCAGCCACGUGGACUGGCUGAGGAUGGCCCGAGGCUGCAGCCAGGUGAUGCUGAGGCCCCGCUCGUCCGAGGAGGUGUCCCGCAUCCUCAGGCACUGCCACGAGAGGAACCUGGCUGUGAACCCACAGGGAGGGAACACGGGCUUGGUGGGAGGCAGCGUCCCUGUCUUUGAUGAGAUCAUCCUGUCCACUGCCCUCAUGAACCAGGUCACCAGCUUCGACAGUGUGUCUGGGAUUCUGGUCUGCCAGGCAGGCUGUGUGCUGGAGAAGCUGAGCCAGUACGUGCAGGAGCGGGACUUUGUCAUGCCGCUGGACUUGGGAGAGGGCAGCUGCCACAUUGGGGGCAACGUGGCGACCAAUGCAGGCGGCCUGCGGUUUCUGCGGUAUGGCUCCCUGCGGGGGACCGUGCUGGGCCUGGAAGUGGUGAGCAGUGACGGCACCAUCCUGGACUGCCUGACCUCCCUGAGGAAGGACAACACAGGCUAUGACCUGAAGCAGCUGUUCAUCGGGUCGGAGGGUACCCUGGGGGUCAUCACUGCCGUGUCCAUCCUGUGCCCGCCCAGGCCCAAGGCUGUGAACGUGGCUUUUCUUGGCUGCCCUGGCUUUGCAGAGGUCCUGCAGACCUUCAGCACCUGCAAGGGGAUGUUGGGAGAGAUCCUGUCUGCGUUCGAGUUCAUGGAUGCUGGAUGCAUGCAGCUGGUCCAGCAGCACCUCCACCUGCACAACCCAGUACAAGAGAGUCCCUUCUACCUCCUGGUCGAGACCUCGGGCUCCAGCGCAGAGCACGACACCGAGAAGCUGAGCUGCUUUCUGGAGCAGGUGCUGGGCUCAGGCCUGGUGACCGACGGCACCGUGGCCGCCGACGAGAGCAAAGCCAGGACUUGGAGUCCAUCUGACUGGCUGGGAGACCUGCAUGCCCUUGUGCGCCUGGUCACCCCGGAGGCGCUGUGGGCCCUGAGGGAGAGGAUCACGGAGGCACUGAGCCGGGAUGUAGUGUACAAGUACGACUUGUCCCUCCCUGUGGAGCAGCUGUAUGACCUGGUGGCUGACCUACGAGCCCGCCUCAGUUCGCUUGCCAGGCACGUGGUGGGCUAUGGCCACCUGGGGGAUGGCAACCUUCACCUGAAUGUGACGGCGGAAACCUUCAGUGCAGCGCUGCUGGACGCCCUGGAGCCCUAUGUGUAUGCCUGGACAGCAGGGCGGCGGGGCAGCGUCAGUGCCGAGCAUGGCCUGGGCUUCAGGAAGAGGGACACCCUUGGUCACAGCAAGCCGCCUGCUGCUGUGCAGCUCAUGUGGCAGGUCAAGGCCCUGCUGGACCCCAGGGGCAUCCUGAACCCCUACAAGACACUGCCCGCCCGGGCCUGAUGGGCCUCCCUGGUGGCACGCAGCGCUGGGGUGGGUCUGCCGCCUUGCAGCCCUCAGCACAGGGCAGGCAAGGUGACCCGUCCCCUGCUGGGGAGACCAGGACAACUCUGGGUCGAGGGUGUGGGGCUCUCAGGCAGGCCCCUCCUGGACACUGCCGCUCCGUGGGGCUGUGGUGGAGGGUGGGUUCCCCAUCCAGUCGGGUCUUACUGGUUCCACUUGGUCAGCCCGGCCCUUGGGAAGAGGGCCAGGGUGCAGGCCCCCGGGGGUGUGGGCAGGGAACCAUGUUACCACCAUGACCUGCAGUGAAGGGCGUGAGUGGACCCGGCUGCCAGGCGGAGCAGCCGGGCCUGGUGGCCCUGGUCAUGUCUAGGCCAUCCCCCUUUUCUCGAAGGCCUCAGGCUGGAGGUGCCCACAGCUCUGGUUCUGCUGCUUCAGGGAGUGUCAGGGCUGCAGGAGGGGCCCUGGCACAGAGGUGCCUGUGCCACAGGAGGCUGCCCACACUUACUCCUCUGCAGCCAGAGGCUUGAGCCGGGCUCGCUGGGCACCCUGUUGACCUGAGGCCCCUGGGCAGUCUGGGAGGUCGGACACAUUUUCUUCUGUCCAUUGUGAAUUUCCAGUAAAAAGUGGAAUGA